This is a messenger RNA of Colletes gigas, 2369 nucleotides long. RefSeq names its product BRCA2-interacting transcriptional repressor EMSY. The transcript is spliced from 12 exons. The record is from RefSeq and is a predicted model, not a curated record. The coding region runs from base 126 to 2018 and encodes 630 amino acids. Lineage: Eukaryota; Metazoa; Arthropoda; Insecta; Hymenoptera; Colletidae. Gene Ontology annotation, biological process: regulation of DNA-templated transcription. Gene Ontology annotation, cellular component: nucleoplasm.
GUAAUUAUACGACAACUUCAUCAUCAACUUACCAUACUGUCAACGAAACGUCGAAAAUGUGGAAAAAGCUUACAAACAGUGAUCAGAUUUUGUCACGUUUAUUAUAGCGAUCGAAAUAUGCAACCAUGUGGUCGUUAAGACACGAAACGAUGACUCGCGAUGAAUGCAGAAAAUAUUUACGAUGUUUAGAAUUAGAUGCUUAUGGAAGUAUGGUAUCCGUCUUACGUGCUCAAGGCCCUUUUACUAAUGAAAAACAGAAAUUAUUACAAGAACUUGCUAAAGUUCUGCAUAUUUCUAAUGAAAGACAUCGUGCGGAAGUGCGAAGAGCGGUAAACGAUGAGAAAUUAGCAACAAUAGCUGAACAAUUAAAUGGCCCAAACACUGGCACAGAUUGGACUAUCGAAGGUCGUCGUACUAUUCCACUUUUACCAAGAUUGAAGGCACGAUCUGCUUUUACGACGCUAGCAAAUAGCAUAUCCCUUGCAACUGCAGUGGCAAACAAAAGGAAUCUUCCAGUUCCUGAAAAAACAGAGAAUGCAAAAGCAAUCAGAAGCGAAUCUCCUGAGAAGACGAAAGUACAAGAGAAAUUACUUAGCAAUAAUGAACUUCCACCUAAUGAAGACAAGUUCAGUGAUCAGAGCGUAUCGAACGAGGACACUGAAUUGGAUAAAAACAAGGAAACGAAUAAGCAAAACAAUAAUUUGGAUGUGAACGAAAAACGUGCUAUUCCUGAAAAACGUAAACCAACGUCUCCGCUUCCAACAGCACCACCAAACAAGGUUUUGGUAGUUUCGUCAAAUUCGAUAGGAACGCUGAAUCAUGGCGCCACGCAGAAAGGAUCUCCCGAAAAUACUAUUCAAUUAUCACGAAUGCCAACGAACUCGUUACAACAUCAAAAUGUUACGAUAAUACCGCUUAAUGUUAAUUGCGGGGAAUGCACAGAUUCGAAGGAAUCAGUGGUGCAAGAAAAUGCCAAUAAUCAUUUGGCAGUUCCAUCCGGUAAUGUUAUGAAUGCUGUGGUCCCCGUUAGUGCAAGUAUUACGAAAACUAAAGGAAAAAUAAUUGCUGCCCAAAAUAAACUUAGCACAAAAGUUGGGCCAGCAAUUCUGAUGUCCAGUAACGCGUCGUGUGUAUCUGGAAGCAACUUGCAACCUGAUGCGCAAGAUACAUCCACGCAAGAUAGUUUAAAUUCAAAAAUAUCGUCGGCCCAUAAUUUAGAGAAGGCAGCAAAUACUGAGAAUACAAACUUGACUGUUAGCAACACAAAACGUGUUGUGCCAGUGAUACAUUCUAAUGUAAAAUCCCCAAUAACUAAAACCAUUACUUCAAGUAAUUCACAUCGACUGAUGACUGUUUGUCCUGGUACAACUGUAUCAAAUGGACCAGGACCACCUCAAAUUAAGCAAACUACAACGCUGACUUGUAAAAAAUUGCCUACGACGUUCAAUAAUCAAACCACUGCCAAAAUGGGUGUCACGCUAAAUUCUAAUAAAAGUGUAAAUAUAUCUCACCAUUCUAAUACGAAGUUAGCAUCUAAAACGAACGUGAUCGUUAUACAAAAGGGUCAAACCAAAGGUGUAACUCUCUCUCACGCAGGCAAGGAAGUGUUGGGGAAAGUAAUUAUGGGAGGGAAAAAUUUACGUGUCACGAGUCAACAUAGUGCUUCUAUCAAUGUCCUACCGCAUCAUGUUACACUUAACAAUGGAGAUCAAGCUGUAACUAUGUUAUCGUCAACAAACUCAUCUCAUACGGAACCUGUAACGUCCAACGUAAAGUCCGGUAAUACCAUUAUGUUCAAUCUUCGGCAGGAUGUUUUGGAGAAGAACAAAGCUCUGUCUCAUCUUCUUGAAUCAUCUAAUAUUCUUACCUCAGAAUAUAAGACUGUGAUACAAAAUACACACACUUGUCUUUCGAAAGAACCAAGUAAUAGUGAUUUACAUGUACAAGAUAAAGAGAUAAUUGUAAAAACCGACGCUGUAAUUAAUUCUGUUAAAGAUGAGAUGCAAAGGUCAGUUUGAAAAUGUGAAAAUAUAUUACGAUGUUGUUAUACUAAGAAAGUACAUGUAACAGGAACAACUAACUCCAUUAUUACUUUGAAAACAUUUUGUAAAUUAAUAACAUUAUUUUAUGUGCAAAAAUAUUCCGCGAAUUCAAAUACAUCCAAGGAACUCGAGUUUCUCAAAGAAGAAUUAAACAGUGUCUGUAAACUUGUCAUUUAUGUAGUAAAUUUGAAAUAUUUCUUCCAUCGGUAGACCAAAAAUAAAGAAUUAUUUUAUUCUUUAUUAAAACUCCGUAAUUUGGUCAAGAACAUUUUAUAUAUUUUUCUUUCGUUAUCACUGCUACGUUGAAUCGAUGUUUUAUCUUUUACA